ACUGAUAGGUGGCACUGAUUGGUGGCACUAAUUGGCAUUGAUAGGUGGCACUGACUGGCACUGAUGGAUGACACUGAAAGGCAGCUCAGAUGGGCACUGAUAUGUGGCAUUGAUGUGCACUGGUAUGCACUGAUAUCUGGCAUUGAUGUGGCACUGAUGGGCACUGGCACGUGGCACUUAUGGGCACUGGCACGUGGCACUGAUGAGCACUGACAGGUGACACUUCUGGGGCCACACUGAUCAUCAGGGCACACUGAUCAUCAGUUCCCUGAUGAUCACUGUCAGUGUGACAGCUCGAGAGGAGAGAUAUGCCGAUAACUGGCAUUUCCCUGUUUACAUGGGAUCAGCUGUUAUUGGACA
Molecule: messenger RNA, 360 nt
Organism: Staurois parvus
Lineage: Eukaryota; Metazoa; Chordata; Amphibia; Anura; Ranidae
Source: the annotation of a GenBank genome assembly